AUGCAUAAGAGUGAAGAAGAUACCUUGAGCCUCAAUGAUGAGGAAUUAAAAUCGACUCAUAUCGGGGAGUUACAACAAGAGCGCGAGCAAAUUAAAGCUAGUUUGCGUAGAUUUGUUGGGUUUCUGGAUAAUUUCACGGUGGAUAAAAUCGAGAAUUUAGAAUUGAGGUUAAAAAAAAUCGAAGAGUCAGUUUUAAGAGAUUUCAAUGCAGUUCAAAAAGCUUUGGAAAAGGCUGAUCUCACCGAAAAGGAGAUAAGACAAUGGCACAAAGGUUUCCUAAAGGAUUGUCCCAACGGGUUGCUAACAGAACAGGGCUUCAUCAAAAUCUACAAACAGUUCUUCCCGCAAGGCGAUCCAUCGAAAUUCGCAUCUUUAGUAUUUAGAGUAUUCGACGAAAAUAACGAUGGUUCGAUAGAAUUCGAAGAGUUCAUCAGGGCAUUAUCCGUGACGUCGAGAGGCAACUUAGAUGAAAAAUUACAAUGUAAGUAA
Ceutorhynchus assimilis (cabbage seed weevil) is the source of this 489-nucleotide messenger RNA. The record is from the annotation of a GenBank genome assembly. NCBI's taxonomy places the organism in Eukaryota, Metazoa, Arthropoda, Insecta, Coleoptera, Curculionidae.